Ceratitis capitata (Mediterranean fruit fly) is the source of this 5697-nucleotide messenger RNA. Its product is annotated as serine proteinase stubble. Gene Ontology annotation, biological process: proteolysis. The record is from RefSeq and is a predicted model, not a curated record. Gene Ontology annotation, molecular function: serine-type endopeptidase activity. Lineage: Eukaryota; Metazoa; Arthropoda; Insecta; Diptera; Tephritidae. The coding region runs from base 2230 to 4896 and encodes 888 amino acids. The transcript is spliced from 10 exons.
UGCGCAGCUGAUGAUUGAGCUGAAGCAAAUUUUGGUUUUUACCGUUAGUUCAGGUCGCAUUCGACUUUAUUAACGUUUUUACAUUCGUGGAGUACGCGCGCGAAUAGCUCUUCAGCUUAACGGGGUAAUGAAAACGUACUUGGUGCUGUUGAAUUUUGAAAAUAUACGGCAUAUAAAUAUAUGUAUGUGUGUGUUUUUGUGUGAGUGAUAAAGGACCUACAAUGAUAUAUUAACGAGGUAUCUGAAUGAAUAUUGCUCAUUGAAGAAAGUUGAGAAAAGUGUUGCAGCAACAAUUGCAGAAACGUUGUGCAGACUUAUUUUAGUGCUGCAAGUAUAAUUGCGGAUAUCGUCUGGAGUGCAUACACACAACUACACUUUACUACACGCUGCUACAGAGUAUUGCAGUAAUAAUAUGUUGGAUUGCACACACACACAAUGAGGCAGAGGCCCGUUAACAACGACAGUAGCAGCAGCAAUCACUCAUAAAACGAUUAUAGCAACGAUAGGACAAUACAGCUGCCGCAUAGUUAUAAACAACAUCAACAACAACAACAAUAUUUCACAAAAUCAUUAACUCUGAGCGACGACAAUCCGUCUAUUGUUUUUGGGUGGUGAAGUAGCACGAUCGACUCUGAGCAAUCGCGCUACGAAAGUAAGCGAGCAUCUCGAGCGCCACAUUUGAGACACGCGGGCUACCCGCUUGACAGCGAUUUCUGUAGGUUGCUAGUGUUGCUGUUGUUGGCAAACGGAAAAAAGCACACCAAGCAUGCACGGCAAUUAAGUGUAGCAGCAAUAACAAAAACAACGCCCACAAAAAUAAAAAAAAACGCAAAAACUGAAAUCUAUGCGCCCACACAUUCACCGCUAAAACCACCACCAGCUGCACUAAACACCACAUAUACAACGGAUAAUUUGAGCGUUUAUCGCCAUCCGCUUGCGCUGAGGAAAGAGGAGCGUAUUGCAACAGAAGAAAAGAAAAAAGAGGUGAAAAUAUAGAUAGCAAUUAAACGAACGAGCUGGCCAGUAGCCAAACGCGCUGCAGAGACCAACAACCGCAUUGUGGUCGUAAAGUUCAAUAAAACAAAAAACAGCAACAGCAAGUAACAAUCUCAAAAUAAGCUACCGCUAUUACAACUACUACUGCAAAUAAUAAACAUUUAAAGCGCUACAAAUAUUACUUGUUUGCAUUUUUCCUUAAAUUGCUGCAUUUAACAGCACAACGGACAGCGCGCAACAACAAUCAGCGACGCGCAUCACAAACCAGCUGCACGAGAUAUCCGCAACAGGUACAAGGCAAUAACAACAAUCCAAACGCGCACGCGGCAAUUCCGAAACGAAUUAGUUCAAGCCUGCGCGCACCAUUGGCAACACGUAGUUGGCAACACCGACCACAACAACAGCACAUAAAAAUAUUUACAGCAUAUUUAAAGAAAUGCAACACUGCGCCUAACGCGAAGUGCAACGACCGCGCCACUAGCGCCACCACCGCUACCACAUCAACAUAGCCAAACGCACACCGCAGCACGCGUUUCGCAACAACCUUGGCCGCCACUUCAAUUGGAUUACCACUAGUUUUGCACUUUUGGUCUGGUUUUUGUUGCAUACAAAACACGAUUUUGGUGUUUGCAAGUUCAAGCGCAAGCGUAAACGCGAGCGUCAAGUUCCGUUCAAUUAGCGAAGCGUGGCCAUAAAGAAGGCGACGGCCGCGCCGCAACACACUUCGCCACGGCAAAGCGCGUUUGAGUAUCACGGCAACAGGAAGUUGGGUUCAAGGCAGGAACCAAAGCGAGCGCAUGCUGCGUGACUAUAGACAAGCGAGAAGUUGAUUCAACUGGAUUGCGCUUUUGGGAGGUUGUCAACCCUAAACAUAUGAGCGCGCGCCCCCCUUCACCAGCAAACUAUAACUCAACUGCCGCGUCUCUAAUCAGUGAGGAAUGCGCAUCAGAUCUAUUCGAGCAACAACGGUGACAUCAGGCGUAGUUGCAAACAUUGCUAUUAAAAAAAUCAAUUCGAAUUCAACAUUAACCGUGACGCGCGCGCUUGUUGAAGAAAGUGCUGAACGUGUGAGAAGUGAUUUCCCACAUCCAAGUGUUUAGGUACCUUUAAAAAUUCCUAACUUCUACAACCCGCAGCGACAUCAUAACGCUCACCUCCUAUACCUGCAUCAUCUGAUCUCUGACCGCAUCCCCAGCAGCAGCCACGCUCAAUACGUGCCGCCCUCAAUGUAAGAUGUUAGCAACCGCAAAAUGGACUUUGCUAACCACAAUUAUUAACAGUUUACUGCUAUGCACGUCAGCCAUUGAACGGCCACCAGCGCUUAUCAACGCAGGCCCACCAGUGUCAUCACUAUCCGCUCAACAACAGCAAACAGAAACUCCCGUUACACAUUCAACGCGGCAUGCCCGCGCCAACACAGCAUUUACAGCGUCCAAUAGUGCGCAAUUAAGGAAAGCAUCAUGGCUGCCCUCUGCAACCGCGAACACUGCCGCAUCUUCCGCGAUCGACAAUAAGCGCACCGCGCGCAAUCUCUAUGCACCGUUCGAUACCUUCAGUAAGGUUGAUGAAGCGCCUUUUACAGAUUGGCGCAAACGCACUGAUGGCACAAUAGUACAAUCGUUUGGCGCUUAUCGCAGCGGCCGGGCUGUGGCAGACGUUGUGAACCAAUCUCAAACUCAGUCCGCCCGACAAGAAAAUGCUGUGGCCCAGCGGCGUUCAGAUGUUGUGACCACAGUUGAAGUGAUACCGGCGCCAGGCAUAGAGAUUUCGAGUACCAGCGGCAAUGCGCCCAUCACAAUACCUAAACAAAUCGUGCCAGAUGCAAGUGCUGCCGCAACAUCAAUUUCAUCUGCCACUAGCCCUCUAAUAAUGAACGCAACACGUAUCUCUCGUCAACGCAAUUACGUAUAUAUACCACUACAAAAGCACAACAACCCACAAGCGAUGCUUCCAAAACGCAAUAACACUUCCUUGGGUUACUUGGGUCCACCAGCGCAUGCAGUGGCUGCCGCAGCUCAGGAGUUUGGGGAAGAGUUAUUAAAUGCGCGCACAGAUCGCAGCGACAUAGUCAGCCCACAAACGGCACCAGCCACCGCACCCGCACCUCAAACAUCCACGGAUAAAGUCGAUUAUGAGGAGGAAGAUGCCGCACGACGCAAUGGCCUUAAGUUUCCCAGUUAUAGUCUUAAACCAGCGAGCCCUUUCUAUCCACAAGGGUAUCGUGAAGAUAAUCCGAUCUUCACCGAAACAUCUGGCUUCGAAACACCCUACAGCGAAGAUGUGCUGCCCUCGCAGUACGAACAAGAUACGCGUCACACGCGUCAACUGAUCUACGAGAAUAGCGAUGCCACGUCUAUUUCACAUCCCUUUGAGUUUCCCGGCUUGGUAGCUAACAACAAACCACAUACCCUCAACUCCGCCGUGGCAGCGGGAAAGCUGUUCCGUGAAGAGGUCACCAAAUUCGGUGAUGUGAACGGACCCAUAACAGCAGUGCCACAACGUCCGCAACGCGGUUUGUUCUUUGGCGACACAGAGUUCAGAACCGGUCCACCACGGCCAUUCGUACCACAAAAAGCGUUUAAUGAAUUUAUUGGGCCAAAUGGUCCAAUUGAUUAUCAAAGCUCGAGAAAGAGUCGAUUCUUUCCUUUCAAAUCAUCACGUAGUCCGCGAGUCGUCUUUCCUGUGAACGAUAACAUUGGCACAACAGGACCCAGUGGCACGGGAAAUGGUGUCUACUUCAGCGACAGUGUUGCUUUCAGAGAUCAAAAUUUCGGCAUAAAUGAUUUGGCCGCCAUCCAAGAUGUCCGGAACGAGUUCAGUCUACAAGAUAUCGAUGGAACCUCGGAGAGUAGUCUUACAGGUGCACCGUCUACGGGUACAUUCAAAGAAAAGGUCGAUAUCACAACCGAGCUCGAAUGUCAACAUCGCGGUGGUACUUGUGAAUUUUUUCUCGGUUGUUGGGUGAGCGGCGGCCUACUGCAGGGCACCUGUAAUGGCCUCUUGCGCGGCUGCUGUCAUCGCACAGCCAAAUCGGCAAACCUACGCACAUCCGAGUAUGUGGGCGGCACAAUUGAUUUGACUGAUCUUCCGCACAAAAAUUAUGGUCCUGUUAAAAAUGAUCCCAGUUGUGGCAUCUCGCUCGCCAAACAGGCUGCUCAGCGUCGCAUAGUCGGUGGCGAUGAUGCCGGUUUCGGCUCGUUUCCUUGGCAGGCGUACAUACGUAUCGGCUCCUCGAGAUGCGGCGGUUCAUUGGUGUCGCGUCGACAUGUCGUCACGGCCGGUCAUUGUGUGGCACGUGCCACACCGCGCCAGGUCCAUGUCACUCUUGGCGAUUAUGUAAUCAACUCCGCCGUUGAGCCUCUGCCAGCUUACACGUUCGGCGUGCGUCGCAUUGACGUGCAUCCGUAUUUCAAAUUCACACCCCAAGCGGAUCGUUUUGAUGUGUCGGUGCUGACGUUGGAGCGGCCGGUGCAUUUUAUGCCGCACAUAGCCCCCAUUUGUUUGCCCGAUAAGAAUGAAGACUUCCUGGGAAAAUUUGGUUGGGCAGCUGGCUGGGGCGCUUUGAAUCCUGGCUCAAGGCUGCGUCCGAAAACCUUGCAAGCAGUGGACGUGCCUGUGAUUGAGAAUCGCAUCUGCGAGCGCUGGCAUCGUCAGAACGGCAUCAACGUUGUCAUUUACCCAGAAAUGAUGUGCGCCGGCUAUCGGAAUGGUGGCAAGGAUUCCUGUCAAGGCGACUCUGGUGGGCCGUUAAUGCAUGAGAAGAACGGACGCUGGUACCUAAUAGGCGUCGUGUCAGCUGGCUACUCGUGCGCAUCGCGCGGCCAGCCGGGCAUCUAUCAUCGUGUACCCUACACGGUAGAUUGGAUAUCCUAUGUUGUCGGUCUAACAACGAAUGUGUAGUAAAAGUGGUCUCACUCCACUCCACUCACCUGCCGAAACAACUUUCUUCGCAAAUGAAAAUAAUCUAAAACUAAAAAUGCUCAACACCAUAUUCCAUGUGCUUACUUUUAUCGAUUAUUUAAUUUGAACAAAGAAAAGUGUUCUCUUUUCAUUUCGUUUUCAAUUAGUUUUAAGAGAAAAUAUUUAUUAUAUCCGUAAAGUAUCGCGAUUUCAUGUCUCUCUGACCUUUUUGUAAAUAUUUUAUUGCAUUUUCAUCACUACGUACUCCUUCUUCGUUGUCCUUCAUUGUUGGCAGCUGCUUUCACACUCGUAUGUGAGCCUACAUAUGUUAUAAGUAAUAUAUAUAUAUAUAUAUAUAUAUGUAAAUCACUAUUUUAAAUGGGGACAUGCGAGGGCAUUGCUAGAAGUGUUAAAGGUUUUAGAUGUAAGCUUAGCUCUGUACUAAAACUAAGAUAAACAAAUAUUUAUAAACCUACUACAUACAUACAUACAUAUGUACAUACAUACAUUAUGAUAUGCAUUAUACUCGUAGUGCUUAGUCUUAUACAAACAUACACCUAAUCGCAUUUAAUUGCGUCUUAUUACACUUUAACAAAUGCUGAAUUUAGUCAUAAUUUUGCACUAAAACGCUGUAAAAGUGAAAGUAAAUUAGAAACACACAUACACAGCUUACACACAAAUGUAUGUUAAUUAAAGCUUAUAAACAUGUAUAGCUUACUUAGUGAUGUAAAUAGUGGACAAAACUAUUAAGUAGCAAUAAAUUUUUAUAUAAUUUAUAUGCAAAUAAAGAAAUAAAAAUGA